UCAAAAUUAUGUGACGGCUGCAGCCAAUUAUCGUGACGAUUCACUCCUGUAUUAUAAAACACAUAGCGCCACCUCUACUUUCAAAAUAAGAAUAUUUGUCAACCGCGGUUAUUUUUUGUUUGCACCCUACACUUCAAUCCUAUUUAUGUACACGGUAAGGCAAAGCGCCUCUUCUUCCACAUUAAGGUAGAUUUGUUUGAUUAAGGGAAAAUGUUAUCAAACGUCGAAAUAAAAGCAAAAAUAUCCGAUUACGAAAGCGUAUUGAAAGCGACCAAGAAAAUAUGUGGCGAUAAUUGCGAAAUUUUACGUCAGGAAGAUACGUAUUUUAAUGUACCAAUUGGACGAAUGAAAUUUAGACAAGUAGAAGGAAAAUCUUCAAUGUUAGUUUUUUACGAUAGACCAAAUAGUGAAGAACCAAAAUUAUCAAAUUAUUGGAAACAAACAUUUGCAAAUAAAGCAGAAGCUGAUGGAUUAAAAGAAGUACUAAGCCAAGCAUUAGGACUUCGUGGAAUUGUGAAAAAAGAGAGAUUAUUAUACUUGAUUGACAAUACACGUGUUCAUUUGGAUAAAGUUGAAAAUCUUGGUUCUUUUUUAGAAUUAGAAGUAGUGCUUUCAGAAGGACAAAAUACAGAAUUUGGACAAAAUGUUGCAUUUUCAUUGAUGGAAAAAUUAGGAGUGAGGAAAGAUGAUCUUUUACCUUGUUCUUAUAUUGACUUAAUAAUGGCACGAAAUUAAUUGUUAUUACAGUGUAAAUUAAAUAAAAUAUAAUAAAAAAAUAUUAAACUAUUAUCACUAUCAAUGAUUUUUAACUUGGUUCAUCAUCAAGCAUUAUAAUACACGAUGAUGAUAACAGCUUUAAAUAUAUUGUCUUAACAAAAAUUAUAUGUCAAUACUGAUAUAAGGAAAUACCUCAAUCUAUUGUCUUCCAUUCAAAAGGCAAUCUUCAAGCAAACAAA
Molecule: messenger RNA, 956 nt
Organism: Centruroides sculpturatus (bark scorpion)
Lineage: Eukaryota; Metazoa; Arthropoda; Arachnida; Scorpiones; Buthidae
Exons: 5
Coding region: 211-735 (174 amino acids)
Source: RefSeq, a predicted model, not a curated record